CUCUAACCGAACCACCCGCCCCCCAAAGCCUGAUUUUCACGCACGGUAACAGUGACGGCGUUAAGGCUUUCGGUUUCCAUUUUUUUUUUUUUUUAAAAAAAGAAGCAAUUUUAUUAUCAAACACUUCAAUCAAUCAAAGUCCGGAGAGUACAGAUUAGAUCUGGCCCUUUGCUUGCUUUCCCUUUCACACCCCAUAAGUAAACACACACACACACACACUCAGCUCUCUCUUGCUCUAAGCACACUUCGCCUGCUGCUAUCACUCAACUUCUGCAGAUCUCUUUCCGCUUUGUUUUUUGCUAGUAGCGGAAUUCAUGAAAAUGUAGGUUAUGUGCUACUUGUCUCAGACAGGAGCAGAAGAGCUGGAAAAGUGUCAUUGGUUGAAUUGUGAGCUGGCUGAUACUUGUCGCCAAGAAGAGUACAAACAUCCAGGGUGCCUCUGCAGACAUACUAAUUAUGGCGGCAGAGCAGAUUCGGUUUCUGCAGCCACAGCAACCACCAGCACCUCGGCGCAAGCGAUGGGGCGGUUGUUGGGGUGGACUGUCUUGUUUCCGUAAACAAAAUGGUGGAAAGCGCAUUGUCCCUGCCUCUCGCAUUCCUGAAGCCAAUACCCUGUCUAAUCAGCCAAAUGGACCUCAAGCUGGUGGAUUGCCAAGUCAGACUACUGGGAUUGCUUUGUCUCUUUUAGCACCACCAUCUUCUCCUGCCUCUUUCUCAAAUUCUGCACUCCCGUCAACAGCUCAGUCACCCAGCUGUUUCUUGUCCGCCAAUUCACCAGGAGGUCCUUCGUCUACCAUGUUUGUAACAGGUCCAUAUGCCCACGAGACUCAACUGGUAUCUCCUCCUGUAUUCUCAACUUUCACAACCGAGCCUUCAACUGCUCCUUUAACUCCUCCACCAGAAUUAGCACAUUUAACAACUCCAUCUUCCCCAGACGUACCUUAUGCUCAUUUUCUUUCAUCAUCCGCAAAAAUCAAGGGCACCGACAGGACGAGCUACAUUGCUGGAAAUGAUCUUCAAGCAACAUAUUCUCUGUAUCCUGGAAGUCCUGCAAGUACGCUCAGAUCACCCGUUUCAAGGACUUCCGGUGAUUGCUUAUCAUCAUCUUUCACCGAAAGAGAGUUUCCCCCUCAGUGGGAAUCUUCAAUUCGCUCACAAGAGCACGCCACAAAGUCCGACUCGGGCUGGUUUCUCGGGCUCCCAGCAGCUGGUGCCUCUAAGUCACGUCAAGAUUCCAAUUUCUUCUGCCCGGAGACAUUUGCCCAGUUCUAUCUCGACCAGUCAUCAUUUUCUAAUUCUGGCGGUAGGCUAAGUAUUUCCAGGGAAUCGGAUGCUUACUCAAAUAAUGGAAAUGUGCAUCAGAAUAGGCAGAACAAAACUUGCAAACCUGACGCUGAGGAACUUGAAGCUUACAGGGCAUCCUUUGGGUUCAGUGCUGAUGAAAUCAUCACCACAACUAACUAUGUAGAGAUUUCAGAUGUCUUAGAGGACUCCUUUAGCAUGACACCUUUUGCCUCCAUUAAACCUGUUGCAGAGGAACAUAUCUUAACCACAACAACAAACGACAGGGCAGAAACCCAGAAAAAAAAGGAAGAUUUUCCAACGGUUUGCAUGAGGGAGUGCUGGAUUCAUAUAAUGGUCUUAAAGUUCAAGUCUCACAGAAACAAUCUGGAGAUGCUGAACGUAGUUGUCAUAUUCACCACAACUUGAGUGAUGACGACGACUUAUUCUCAAAGAUGGGAGCUCCCAGAAUUGGCCGGAAAUACCAGUUUGGUUCAUCAAAUUCUGAUGCAGAAAUCGAGUACAGGAGAGGGCGAAGCUUGAGAGAAGGCCGCAGCCGCAGCCGUAGAGAACACUAAAAAAGUUACUAGGCCUGGCACAAAUGGCUAGGAAGACGCAAACUGUUGCUUGUAUGUAUUUGCAUCGGUUGUCUUUACUUCUGUUGGGGACUUCACAUCCUCAACGAUCUAUAUCUAACCUUUGGUCCGACACUCGCUUGACUUUCCUUUUGUGUGUCUGUCGUAUAAUAUGUCGUCUGGGGAGUGUCUGUGAUAUUACAUUACUUGAAGAACUCUCCCACUGGAUCCUCCGAGUAGUAAAUAUUCUCGACGUGGAUCAGUUGGAGCAAAAUCAAACAUGGAACUUUUUGUAUGUAAAUGCUAGUAUAUGCAUGGAUUCAGAGUGGUAGUAACUUUGAACCUUGUUUCCUGAGAAGAACUUCAUGAAGCCUACGUGAUGUAUUGAGGUUAUUACCAAGUAGUUUCCCUUGAUCGUGGAAUUAUCCCUUGGUCUUAAUUUAGUUUAAGAAGGGUUGUUCCCA
Messenger RNA from Sesamum indicum (sesame), 2320 nucleotides. RefSeq lists its product as uncharacterized. Lineage: Eukaryota; Viridiplantae; Streptophyta; Magnoliopsida; Lamiales; Pedaliaceae. The record is from RefSeq and is a predicted model, not a curated record.